AAGUCGUACUAGGUAGAGGUACUUUUCCUGGUCAGGCCAUUGUUAGCGACCUACUGCGACUGCGACUGCGACUGCGGCCAUCUGACGAUAACUGAACAAACCCAAAGGCAACGCGACUGUUUGACUUGGCUCCCGCUCUUCAACCAUACCAUCCACCACCACUGCGCAGCUUUCUCGACUUCUAUCCCCGAGCUUUAUUCUCUGCUACCUAUUUUCCACGAAGAAGCUACCACAGUCAUCAGCUCAACGCUACUCCACGACACAAUGUUCUCUUCCUCGAAACCGUACACGGCUGUCACUGUCGACAUCGAACGAUUGACGAGUGAGACAUUCGCCGAAGACGAUCUCAGCGGCAUCCCCGAGCUUAUCGAAGCCAUCAACCUCCAGGCUUCGGGUCCAACCGAGGCUGCCCGUGCCAUUCGCAAGAAACUCAAAUAUGGAAACCUGCACCGCCAGCUCCGAGCCCUGACCAUUCUCGAUGCUCUGAUUCAGAAUGCGGGUGCCCGCUUCCAGCGCUCCUUUGCGGAUGAACCCCUCCUUGAGCGCUUGCGCUUCUGUGGUACCGCCGAGCUGUCGGACCCCCUGGUGAAGAAGAAGUGCUCCGAAUUGUUUCGCAGCUGGACUGCCUACAAGAGCACUCCCGGCAUGGAGCGCGUCGCGAACCUCUACAGGGAACUUCCCCGUCGCAAGCAAGUCGUCACCCAAGAAAAGUCCAAGGUACUUAAGGAGACCGAGAACCCUUUUGGCGAAGACGAGGAGGAAGAACGCCAGCCAUCAGCAAGCACCUCAACUGCCCAGGCCCACUCAUCAACCGCACAGCCAGCUUCCUCGUCAUCGCAUAGGCCGACGGUAUCCAGUUCUAGCGGCCAUGGUCACUCGUUCAGUCGAUCCGGCAAGGACAAGUCAAAGAAGAGCAGCAGCAAAUCCAAGAAGCAUAGGCCGUUCAACCUCGAAGCCGAAAAGGAUCAGAUGACCAGGACUAUCGCCGAGGCGUCCAUUGCCUCGACGAACCUGAUGAACACUUUGCAAUCCAUCAAUCGAGAGAAGGAGCGUAUUUCGGAGAACUCGACUGCAGUGGAGCGUUUCGAAAAGUGCAAAAUGCUUAGAAGGAACAUCUUGAGAUAUAUUCAACACGUCGAAUCCGAACAAUGGCUAGGAGGCCUUCUACAUGCCAACGAUGAACUCGUCCAAGCGCUCAUGACUUUUGAGCAGCUGGACCGCUCUAUUGACGCGGACAGCGACUCGGAUGAUGAUCUCGCUGAGCAAGCACAUCUUUAUCGGAUGGCAACUGAAAAAGCUGCCAAAGCCAAAGAAUCCGGCGGGAGCGUACCCGGCAGUCCCCGCGCCCCCGUUGCGGGCAUGGCUGGGCUCAGCAUCACCAACACCCCUGCGAGCCCACCACCAAUGCCUCCUCGUCCUGCGCCACCUCCCCGACCGUCUGCGGCUUCGAAACCCUCAAUGUUGAAGCCGCCUACAAGAAGGGUGGAACCGUCUGAUGACGAGGAUAGUGAGGUGGAUGAGGACGAGAACGAUCCGUUUGCUGACCGGAAUGCUGUCUCGACCCCUAAGGUGGAGAGUGACGAGCCCAAGUGGUCGUAGGUUGGGUGGACGUGGAUAGCAUGGCGGGGAUGAAGUGAUGAUAAUACGACAUGGAUACGAAUUGAGUUGCUACUUGCUUACUGGAUAGCUAUCUGCCUGGCUAGGAAACAUCUUUAGCGACAGCGAGGGACGAUAGUAAUGGUACGGAGGACUAGAUCGAGCAUGGAAAGCGAAACACUUCGCAGCAUUAUCCUGAGUUGUUUUACCAAGUUUAGCGACACAUGGGAGGGGAAU
Messenger RNA from Neurospora hispaniola, 1833 nucleotides. RefSeq lists its product as uncharacterized. Gene Ontology annotation, cellular component: actin cortical patch. The transcript has 5 exons. Gene Ontology annotation, molecular function: ubiquitin binding; phosphatidylinositol binding. The record is from RefSeq and is a predicted model, not a curated record. Gene Ontology annotation, biological process: actin filament organization; actin cortical patch localization; endocytosis. Bases 265 to 1599 code for a protein of 444 amino acids. NCBI's taxonomy places the organism in Eukaryota, Fungi, Ascomycota, Sordariomycetes, Sordariales, Sordariaceae.